Molecule: messenger RNA, 486 nt
Organism: Condylostylus longicornis
Lineage: Eukaryota; Metazoa; Arthropoda; Insecta; Diptera; Dolichopodidae
Exons: 2
Coding region: 1-486 (161 amino acids)
Source: RefSeq, a predicted model, not a curated record
AUGCCAAUUGAUAUGAUGCCAUUAUAUGAAAAAAUAUUAGAGAAAGUUACAAGUUCACAACUUGAGAUAUAUCUAGAAGAGAAUAAUAUUUUAUGUGAUGAACAAAGUGGCCUUAGAGGAAAACAUUCAUGUGGAACAGCUUUAAAUUUAGUCCUAUAUGACUGGAAGAGAGCCAAAGAGAAUAAUUUAGUAAUUUGUGCAAUAUUUUUAGAUUUUAAGAGAGCAUUUGAGACGGUUGAUCGACAAAUUCUGCUGACGCAGUUCGAAAAAUAUGGAAUUCAAGAUAAUGAGCUUAUUUGGUUUGAAAGUUACUUUUUGUGUAGAAAGCAAAAAACCAUAAUUGACGAUAGAUUCUCAGAAUCAAAAUUAAUUGACAAUGGGGUUCCACAAGGUGCAAUAUUACGAUAUAAGCAAAUUUUUACACCCGUUUUGGAAAAUGAUGAUAAAUUUGAUACUCCGUUCUUACAAACAUCUCAAGGAUCAUAA